Molecule: messenger RNA, 2547 nt
Organism: Manis javanica (Malayan pangolin)
Lineage: Eukaryota; Metazoa; Chordata; Mammalia; Pholidota; Manidae
Source: RefSeq, a predicted model, not a curated record
CGGCAUGGAGCCCCGCGCGGCCGCGCUCUGACUCGCUCUGCGCCCCGCGGCCGGCGGCGGACCGAGAGCCCGAGACCGGCGCCGCGGGACGGAAGCGAGCGGGCGCGGGCGCCGCGCAGAUGGCCGGGGCGAGCAAGGUCUGAGGCUCCGCUCCCCGAAACGUGACCAUGUGGAUUCAACAGCUUUUAGGACUCAGCUCCAUGUCCAUCCGCUGGCCGGGCUGCCCCCUAGGAAGCCAUGCUUGGAUACUUAUAGCCAUGUUCCAGCUUGCCAUGGAGUUUCCCGCCUGUGAGGCCCUGGGCCCGGGCCCCGAGUUCCGGCCUCUGCCGCGGCCGCCCCAGCGGCCGCCCCGUCUGUGGAGUGCGAGGAGCAGCCAGCUGGCGCGGGUCCCCGUUCCCUUGUGGAGCCCCCGGCCACCCCGCAUUGAACACAGCCACGGGCAGAUGCAAAGUCCACGAGCCAAGCGAGUGCACAGACCCAGGGACCAGGUGGCUGCCCUGGUGCCCAAAGUGGGGCUCCCCAAGCCCCCAGCUUCUGCCAAACCCAGCUCACCCCUGGACUCCCCCACGUCACCAUCAGCGGUGACAAGUAGUGGGGCUGCCACGGACCAACAGGCCCUCCUGAGGAGGGGGAAGAGGCACCUGCAAGGGGCCAGUUUCAACAGCUUUGACUUCCGGGGCGGCAGGCCCACCACUGAGACGGAGUUCAUUGCCUGGGGGCCCACCGGGGAGGAGGAGGCCCCCGAAUCCAACACCUUUCCGGGCGUGUAUGGCCCUACCACGGUCUCCAUUUUGCAGACACGGAAGACAACUGUGGCCUCCCCGACCCCCGCUACAGCCACCACGGCCACCUCCAUGCCACUGCAGACUAAGGGGGUCACCGCACCCCUGGGCCCCAGGAAUAGGAUCCCUGUUGGGGUCAGCACAACGGAGCCUUCCACCAGUUCCAGCAGAGACAGUGGCAAAGACACCAAGUCCCCUCCUCGGAUCCUGGGGGAGACCUCAGGCCUGGCUGUCCAUCAGAUCAUCACCAUCACCGUCUCCCUCAUCAUGGUCAUAGCCGCUCUGAUUACAACUCUUGUCUUAAAAAACUGCUGCACCCAAAGCGGGAGCACGCGCAGGAACAGCCACCCGCGGAAGAUGGCCCAGCAGGAGGAAAGCUGCCAGAACCUGACGGACUUCACCCCCGCCCGGGUGCCCAGCAGCCUGGACAUAUUCACGGCCUACAACGAGACCCUGCAGUGCUCCCACGAGUGCGUGCGGGCAUCCGUGCCCGUGUACACGGACGAGACGCUGCACCCAGCGGGGCAGUACAAACCCACAUUUAACGGGAACCGACCCUCUUCUUCUGAUCGGCAUCUUAUUCCUGUGGCCUUUGUGUCUGAAAAAUGGUUUGAAAUAUCCUGCUGACUGGCCGAAGUCUUUUUUACCUCCUGGGGGCAGGGCAGACGCCGUGUGUCCAUCUUAUGAAGGAAUACUUAUUUACUGCAAAAUGUUUAGAAAAUACCAAUAUGCAAACAGAAGGCAAAUAGCUGAGAUCCUUCCUUUGUUGUUGAAUCCUGUGGAAACCACUCAUCAAAUUCAGAACUAGUGAGAGGGCAAGUUGCAGAGAUCCCCCGCGGCUAGCGCCCUCCACGAAUCUGGCUCAAUGUCUGUUUUAUGAAAAGGAAGUCCGACCGUUUGGAUUUUGUUUUCACAUCAUUGGUGUGGCCACUGGACACAUGUGGGCGUUAGGGUGGCAUAAACAGAAUACACAGAAACACCCAAAUUAUUGGGCAGAUUUCUCACCCUGGGCAUCUAUCUGAGAGUCACACGUCUGAGAAACAGGAUCCGUUCCCAUUCUCACACUCCCUAGCGUAUUUGAAAAACACUUGAAUUCACCAGGUCUAAUUUUAUCAGUUUAAAGAGAGGAGGCCAUGUCUCCCCUCUCCUGUCCAGCUCACCCAUGGAACCGAAACUCACACGCCAUGUACCUGACCCACAGGACCAGAAACUUCAUAGCAAAGGCCCCAGGGGCCUAUUUUCACAGGUUUUAAGUUGAAUGUUUCAGAACUUUAUUUUUCCCUGCUGACUCAUGUAUAGUAAAGCUGGGUUUAUUUUGAUUUUCCUAAAUUAUUUUCUGAUACAAUAAACUGUUAACUGUUUAUUUAUACUUUUACAUGGAGCACUGGUUAUUUUUCAAGAGAAAAACAAAAGCCUCUCUGUUUUAAGUGUUAUAUAUAUAUAUAUCUAUACCACAGUUGUUCUUAUAGGCAUAUUUAUAUAUCAUUCUUCUUGGGAGCGUUAAACUAUUGCAGUUUACUGUUGUGUUUUUCUUUAAAUGCAUAUCAAAAUCAUGUUAAUAAACGACACAAUAUAUUUGGGUGGGUAGAUGGGGCUGGGUGUGAUUUCCAUACAGGUGAACUUUUAUUCCAGAUUUUUUAAAGUUGUUUCUGUAUUUCAGAGCUAUGUAUUUGGAGAACAUUGUAAAUGGAACACUUAUAUCAACUUUCCUGUGUGUAUUUAGUACUCUUAUGUUGCUAUUAAAAAAACAUAACAUAAAAAAACA